CCACCACCACCACCACCACCACCAGCUCAAGAGCUCCGCGGCGAGUAGACGCACCAGGUCGGUGGAGCCGCGUCAGGACGACCUGCUUGACUUCAGCUUCCUGCGCCAGACGUCGGCGCUGGAGCACGUCAACGGCCAGCUGCUGUACAAGUGCGCCAGCUGCCUGUGGCGCUACCCGAGCCUGGCGGCGCUGCAGAGCCACAUCGCCCUCAGCUGGCUGGACGGCUUCAGCUGCCGCGUCUUCUACCGCAAGCUGCGCGAGAUGCAGCAGCGCGCCACCUACUGCCCCGUAGGAGGUAGUCUCAUGGGUGUGGGAGUGUGUGGCAGGGCCAGCUGUGGUGAGCACCGGGCCCACCUCAGCGUCAGCAUCCCCAAGAUCACUCUGACCAGACGUGGAGGCACAGGCGGAGGAGGUGGAGGAGGAGGAGGAGGAGGAGGAGGGGGCUGGGAGCCACAGAUCCGCCCCAAGACCACCGGCCCGAGCACGUCCAGGAUCCCUAGCAGGCAGGAGAAGAAUGGAGGAGAGACGGAGAAGGAGAAGGAAAGGGAGAGGGUGGAGAAGCGGAGAGAGAGGGAUAAGGAGUAUUGGGUGCUGGCGUCCGAGUCGGUCCACACGGCUCAGAAGAACAGCGCCGUGCAGAAGUGGCUGAUGGAGAUCCAGCCCCCCACCCCUGGGAAGACCUAAGAACAAAAAAACAAACAAACGAACAGAAAUCUGUAAAAACAGUUUUUUUCUUUUUCUUUUUUGGAAGUGCUUAGCAAAAAAGACUCUUAUUCUUUCAUUCCCCCCUUCUUUGGAAGUAUUCUUGUUUUGGAGGAGGAGGUGGGGUUUUUGGCAAUAAUAAACAAAUAUAUAUGAUAAAUAUGUAAGAAAAAUAUGACAUAAAAGUGUACGUCUGUUAGAGGCACAAAUUGGCAUUUAAUUGACAAGAUUAACUUAUUUAACUUUCUUAGCCAUAAUUUACUAUCAUGACAACAAAUAAAAAGAUAUUUAAGAAUCUUGAA
Engraulis encrasicolus (European anchovy) is the source of this 1005-nucleotide messenger RNA. RefSeq names its product POU domain, class 3, transcription factor 2-like. The record is from RefSeq and is a predicted model, not a curated record. The transcript is spliced from 3 exons. The coding region runs from base 263 to 685 and encodes 140 amino acids. NCBI's taxonomy places the organism in Eukaryota, Metazoa, Chordata, Actinopteri, Clupeiformes, Engraulidae.